Messenger RNA from Aspergillus aculeatus ATCC 16872, 1065 nucleotides. RefSeq lists its product as uncharacterized. NCBI's taxonomy places the organism in Eukaryota, Fungi, Ascomycota, Eurotiomycetes, Eurotiales, Aspergillaceae. Bases 45 to 977 code for a protein of 310 amino acids. The transcript has a single exon. The record is from RefSeq and is a predicted model, not a curated record.
AUCAACUCCACCUUAAUCGUGAAUCGCAUCGUAUACGUGACAUCAUGUUACUUCCAUCCGCUCUUUCCUGCGACGUACGGCGACCGGCGAGCCGCUCGCGCUACACUCCCAACCGCUUGUUUUCAACACCUCCUCCGUCCGACGACGAUUUCGUUCCUUCAGGCAACGGCCUCCUCGGAACCUGCCGCGCAUUACAAUCACUUCUCCACGGAUCCCCAGCGCCUCCUUCCCGAGGCGCAAAGUCUGAGCGUCUCCAAAGUCCUGUCCAGAUUCGAUCGCGCAAGCCAUCGUCGCGCCGACACCAGGGAGAGACCAAACAAACACAGAUUCCCGCCUCCCGGAUAACUCCACAAAGCCCUUCGUCUGGCGCACUCAAGCGUCGCCGCGACGCUUUCGAAUCGGAGACAGAAGACGAGUUGCCUACCGUCACCACUCCUGAUCGCAAGACCGACACCGAGACGACAUCAACAGAUGAACAUUCGAUACGUUCGCAGCGCUUCGCCACACCCAAACGUCAGAGACACCUUCCCUCUGAUUUGCCCCUCGGCCUAUCACAUUCAGACUUCUACUCUCUCCAUUCACCACCCGUGUCGCAAUCCCCAGCGUCACCGGCGCAUCAGCAACACGUAGCCCCAGCGGCUCGCAAAGCACGCGCAAGCGCAAGCGCAACAAUACACCCCUACAACCCCGACACAGCGCUCCCCUCAAUAGAGGAAACGGAAUCCGCGCUGUCCACCUCAUCCUCUUUCAGUCCCGAUCUCACCUGGGCCGAAGAAGACGACCAACGCCUCAUCGGCCUUGUGCUGGAGAAGUUCCAACUGUCCCAGCGCAACUGGGACGAAUGCGCCGGGAAACUCGGCAAGGACCAAGCCUCUGUCGAACGCCGCUGGCGGUUCUUACUCAGCGAUGGACACAUCGGCCUCCGUCGCGCCAGCGAUCGUAAAGUCCGUCGACGACUGGACGAGAGCCUAAUCUGAGGAUCUUCCUCGUUUUUUCCUCAUCGCUAAUUUCUCUUCCUUAUUAUCUUUCACCCAUACUUUCCAUUCUAAUCACCCACUCCUCCUC